Messenger RNA from Loa loa (African eye worm), 1577 nucleotides. RefSeq names its product peptidyl-prolyl cis-trans isomerase. The transcript is spliced from 6 exons. The coding region runs from base 366 to 1127 and encodes 253 amino acids. The record is from RefSeq and is a predicted model, not a curated record. Gene Ontology annotation, cellular component: cytosol; nascent polypeptide-associated complex. Gene Ontology annotation, molecular function: peptidyl-prolyl cis-trans isomerase activity; protein binding. NCBI's taxonomy places the organism in Eukaryota, Metazoa, Nematoda, Chromadorea, Rhabditida, Onchocercidae.
AGAUGUGAUGUAUGCAAGUUAUCACAAAUGUUGCCAUCGGAACGAAUUAAAACGUUCAAGAAGGUUCUGAAUGCAGGACGAGGAAAAAUUCCUGAAUUUAAGGCUGGCUCCAAAGCAGUAUUUCAUUAUGAGACAUUGAAACCGCUGGUGAAUGUGAAUGAGGAAGGAUUCCCAGAUUCGAGGUGAAAAGCUUUUAUAUUUCUGUAAUCUUAUCACAUGACAAAACAGAGGCUGCAUGUUGUAGAGAUAGCUAUAAGUCGAUCGAUAAUACACGAAAGCCAUAUCCAGAUGGUUAUGGGAAGCCACUGGAGUUGGUAUUUGGGAAGAAGUUUCAGUUACCAAUAUUUGAACGAUGCUUAGAAACGAUGCUGAUUGAUGAGAUCAGUCAAUUCGAUAUAGCUGCUUGUGAGCUCUAUCCAUAUCCGUCAGUUUCACAGAAACUUCGAAAUAUAUCUAAAGAUGCCAUGCAUUUAGGCAGCCAAAGCCAUCACCACACGCACUGUGUUGCAGCAAAGGAUUUCACAAUGGAAUAUGAAGAUUUGAAUGAACUGAUUAAGAACCCUCAACCACUGCGAUUUAUCUUUCAUCUGUUGGUUGUUUUACAACCGGAAGAUUAUGAACCAGAUAGCUGGCAGUUAGAACCAGAUGAAAAAUUAGCAAGUGUCGCAAAAUUGAAAGAAUCUGGGAAUGAAUAUUUGCAAAAGGGUGAUUAUGAAAAUGCUUCAUUGAGAUAUAGAGAAGCCCUAAAUCGCAUAGAUACUCUUCUGUUGCGUGAAAAACCAGGUGAUCCUGAAUGGAUUGACCUUGAUAAGCAGAAUAUACCUCUGUUUUUGAAUCUUUCUCUCUGUUACCUGAAUUGGAAGCAGUAUUAUGAAGCUAUCGACGCUGCAACCGAAGUAUUGAAAAGAGACAAGCUGAAUGAAAAAGCACUGUACAGGCGUGCUAAAGGACGAAUCGCUGUUUGGGAUCUGGAAAAGGCUGAAGAUGAUCUAAAAAUGCUUCAACGGCAAUAUCCGGGUAGUACAAAUUUGGUGAAAAUUGAACUCGAACGAAUACAGUCCCUUAUAAAAGAACGUGAAGAAAGUGCCAAGAAUACUUAUAAGCAUAUGUUUAAAAAUGUUUACUGAAUGUUUUUCUUGAAUCUUGUUUAAUACUUCCAUACAAUUAUUGCUUUCCUUUUGGUUCUAUUUGACAAUAUUUUUUCAAUCAUCAAGGAAAAUAGUGUAAGAUUAAAGGUAUAAACUGGGCAGCACCAUCCAUUUAAUUAUUUUUUAAACUAUCACAUGUAGUUGCAGUUAUUGAAACAUGUUUAGAACGAUAAAGAAACUAUCGAUAGGCAGGAGAUUACAUAAUCUGCUGUUAUUAAAUAAGAUCUUCCUUCAAAACAUUUUUUCCUGACAUGAAAUAAUUUUGUAAAGUGAUAAGCCUAAAUAGAGGUUCUGUAGGACGAUAAAAUUUUUACACUGUGUGUUUUCUUCUCGAAGCGUUUGUUUUGUUGUGGUAAUAAUUUGGGUGUUUUUCGAUCAUUUUGAUCUCGUAGCAUUUUGCUGAACAGUGGUAAUAAAUGUGUGUAGCCG